Alnus glutinosa is the source of this 683-nucleotide messenger RNA. RefSeq names its product MLP-like protein 328. The coding region runs from base 1 to 474 and encodes 157 amino acids. The record is from RefSeq and is a predicted model, not a curated record. NCBI's taxonomy places the organism in Eukaryota, Viridiplantae, Streptophyta, Magnoliopsida, Fagales, Betulaceae. Gene Ontology annotation, biological process: defense response. The transcript has 4 exons.
AUGGCCAAGCUGGCCGUGGGUUUCUUUCCCACGGCCAUGCUUGGUCAUAACAGGGUUUUGAAGAGCGUCCUCGGCAGCGAAAAUCACCAACUUCCCAAUGCCUCCCCUGAUAAGGUCCACGGAGUCGAAGUCCAUGAAGGUGACUGGAAAACUACCGGCUCUGUCAAGCUCUGGAAGUAUACUGUAGAGGGAGAGGUUGAGGUUAUGAAGGAGAAGGUCGAAGUAGACGAGGAAAAGAAGUUGGUAAUUCUUACUGCUCUGGAUGGACAUUGCCUUAAUCUUUACAAAAGCUAUAAGAUUAUCUUUCAGGUUACCCCAAAGAGUGAGGGAGGCUCGGUGAAAAUCACACUGGAUUAUGAGAAACUCAACGGCAAUAUCCCUCCUCCCAACAAGUACCUUGAUCUUAUUGUUAAUCUCAUCAAGGAUCUUGAUGCCCACAUUCUCAAGCCAUGCAUAAUUAAAGGGUCUGAAUGAAUUUCUCAUGGUAUAUCUAUAAAGGGCACGGUAGCCGCCAACCAUCUUUAAUAAUUUGCAUCUUCAACGAUAUGGGAUAAAUAAAUAAAUCUUCGUCUUUCUCUCCCUCUCCAAUUGAAGUCUUUAAUUUCUUUUAUUUUAGGUUUAAUGGACAAACUUUGCAUUUGUCCAUAUUCCCAUGUUUAUUUGUGAUGGUUUGUGGAAUGAAU